GCCUCCUCAAGGCGCUUCUCCCUUCAUUGCUGUGUUUCAUCUCACACUUUCUUGUUCCAACACAUCUCUCUCUUCUCCCCAAGAACCCUUCUUCCAUGGAAGAUGACGACGAGUUCGGAGAUUUAUAUACUGACGUCCUCCGACCUUUUGGUUCACCAUCUUCCACCGUCCCUCAGUCUUUCUCUGCGCCCCCAACUUCCAGCCGCUCGAUCGAUCUCAAUCUCCAGACCCAUCAGGAAGAGAUCCUCCCCGCAACUUCUUACUCUAAUUCAGCUGUUCCCUACCAGCCGUCCGAUCAAAUCGUAGCUCCAAAACAGGAGAAGCUUGUCGAAGAAUCUGCUGUUGCUGGUGCUUCCAAUUCUACGACCGGUUUGAUCGGGCGCGAUGAGAUUGAUGGCCGUAGACCUGGGAAGGAAGGGGAAUCAGCUGAGGGGGCUGGGGUUAUUGAACGUGGAGGUGCAGAAUUGGGUGAUAGGGCUCUACAGGAUGCAAACCGUGAUAAGGAAUCUGGCAUUGGUGAUGUGCGCGACGAAAUUCCUGCGAAAGGUGACGAUUUGACGGAGAAGGAUGUAAAAUUUGAUAUCGAGGACGAUGGUGAUGGAAUUGAAGAGGUGGGUUCCGAGCCAAUUAUUCCUGGGUUAUCAAGUGGUGCUGGCGGCUAUGUCGAUGGUGUAGUUGCUGCAGCAGGCGGCGAAGCUGUGGGAAGGUUUGAUGAGAACGGCGACAGAGGCGAGGGCGAUGAUUGGGAUAGUGACAGUGAGGAUGAUUUGCAGAUAGUGUUAAAUGACAACAAUCAUAUGGACAUGGACAGAGGUGGAAUGGUGGGCGACGGCGAUGACGACGAUGAAGAUAGCGAGCUGGUUAUCGUGACAGAUGGCGACCCAAGUCAGGCAGCGGAGGUGCAAGAGUGGGGCGAGAACUCAGCUCAACCCGCUGAUGGUGAGAGGAAGGAUAUGGGCGACUCUGCCAAAGCAAGUGGGGGCGUGACAGUGGCGCCAAAAGUUGGUUAUAGCAGUCAUGGAUAUCAUCCAUUUCAUUCGCAGUUCAAGUAUGUCAGGCCUGGUGCAGCGCCAAUACCUGGAGCAUCUACUAUUCCAGGAGUAUCUGCUGGUCAGAUCCGUCCACCUGCUAACGUGGUUCCUAUGGCUGGUCGUGGGAGAGGGGACUGGAGACCUCCUGGAAUAAAAGGCGCUGCUGCUUUACAAAAAGGUUUUCAUGCGGGUCCUGGAUUACCUGUUUGGGGCAACAGUGCAGGAGGGCGGGGCUUUGGUGGUGGACUGGAAUUUACUCUUCCCUCCCACAAGACCAUAUUUGAUGUUGAUAUCGAUAGUUUUGAGGAAAAACCUUGGAAAUAUCCUGGUGUUGACACAUCAGACUUUUUCAACUUUGGUUUGAAUGAGGAGACCUGGAAAGAUUACUGCAAGCAGCUGGAACAACUACGCCUGGAGUCUACAAUGCAAAGCAAAAUCCGUGUAUAUGAAAGUGGCCGAAUGGAGCAGGAGUAUGACCCAGAUUUACCUCCUGAAUUAGCAGCAGCUGCUGGUAUACAUGAUGUGGGGGUGGAAAGUACAAAUUCUGUAAAAUCAGAUUUUGGGCAUAGUGAUGUUGGAAAAGGUUCUGGGCGUGUGAGGCCACCACUUCCAACUGGGAGAGCUAUACAGGUGGAAGGUGGCUAUGGUGAACGGCUUCCUUCUAUUGACACUCGACCCCCACGAAUCCGUGAUUCAGAUGCAAUCAUUGAGAUUGUUUUGCAGGAUUCUGCCGAUGAUGAUUCCUCUGCAGGGAAUGCCCUGCAAGAUCAGUUUGAGGGAGGAGAGCCCCAGAGAACUGAUUUUGAAGAGGAUGAUGUUGAUGAGGCUCCAAAUACGGAGCGUGAGUAUGUUGAUGGAUUUCCACAAGAUUAUAAUAGUAGAAACAGAGAUCUGGUUGGAAAAAGAAUGACAGGCACGAAGUCCCCACCUGCUGAUGUGCCUGAUGGAGGUGAAACUUUGCCUUCCUCUCAGGAAGAACCAGUCAACUACACUGGUACUAGAGGCCAAACCUCUAGACCCAGUGGCAGCAAUUUUGUCUCCUCUGAUGAGGAAAGGCAGAGGCAUAUGCAAGGAAGGGCAAAUUCUCGUAUAUCUCCUAGUCAAGAAAUUAAUGACAAUAAAAAAGAAGAUUCAGAUGGAAGCAUGGAAAGGAGAGACAAUUCACACUUGUCAUCUCCGAUCACUAACAAUGCAAGAGAGUCUAGUGUUGGGGAUGAGGAUGCUGAUGUUGAUGAGCCUGGGACAGCUGGUGAAAGUUCCAAAAUGGAAAAGGAGGAAAUGGAUCCCAAUGCAGUAGACACGAGAGCUACCUUUAAGAGCAGUGAUGGGAAGAGACAGAAGUUAACACCUCAAGAUGAGGAACCUCUACUUGAUGAAGUUGAUGAUUGGGAGAACUCGAAAGCAGCAAGAAGUAGUGAUAACAGCAAAGCAAGUUCAGUAAGGAGCAGGGGCUAUCAGAAGCGGCUGGAUGGUUAUGAGGAGGAAGUGGUUCAGGACGCACAGUCAUCACGUCUGGGUGCAAAUAGAAGGCAUUUUGAUGAAAAUGAACACGAUCUCCAUAGAAGAGAGAAUGAAGGAAGGCAAGAACCUGAAAGAGAUCGCCUAUUGCCUAAAGGCCGAGAGGAAUCAUACCCUUAUAAGGAGUGGCAUCCUAACUCAGCUCAUCAAUUGCACAUGAAGACUGAUGGAUUUGGUAGGCAAAAAGAUAGGGACAGCUCUGACAUUUCUUGGGCCCGUAGAGAUGAUGAUCCCUAUGGCAGAAGAGGCAGAAAUGAUGAACCAAGGAAGAGGGAUAGGGUUAAAGUUCGGGAGAAUGAGAGAAGUGACAGAGAUGAUAGCCUCUAUUCAAGAAAACAGUUGGAUAAUGGUAGUUAUAGGGUUCCCUAUGAUAAGGAUAUAGGGCUAAGAGACUCAGGAUACUGGGAAAAAGAUGAUGGCUUGAAGAGUAGGUAUGACACUAUGGAAGAUUACCAUAGCAAGAGGAGGAAGGAUGAGGAGUAUCUUAGGAGGGAGCAUAUUGAUAAAGAAGAUAUUUUGCAUGGCUACAGGGAGAGUGCCAGCAGGCGUAGGAGAGAGAGAGAUGUAGUGUUGGAUCCACGGAAGAGAAAUGAUCCACAAAGAAGUAGAGACAACUUAGAAGAUCAUUAUGCCUCCAGGCAGAAGGAUGAUGGAUUACUACUGAAGGAGAGGUCUGAUAGGCUGAGAGAUAAGGAGGAGUGGCAUAGGGCAAAACAGUCCCAUGAAGAACAUCCAUCGAAGCAUGAAAGAGAAGAGGGAAGGAGUUCUGUAAGAAGUGGACGGGGUGCUGAAGAAAAAUCAUGGGUUGGCCAUGUUAGGGCUCAUGAUGAGCACAGAGCUUCUGCGAAAGAGUACCAAUCUAGAGAUGCAACACGACCUGGUGAACAAGUGAAAAGAAGGGAUCGAAUUCGGGAUGAAAGUCCUCAUCAUAAGGGGCGUGAGGAUUCUUAUGCCCGCGGAAAUCACUAUGGUAGUGAGGAAAGGCGAUCUAGGCAGGAAAGGUCAAGUAGUCGUGGUGAUCGUGCUGCUAAUGUUUCAGAUAACCAAAGAGUUCAUGAGAAAAGGCAUAAAGAGGGCACAAGGAGAAGCAAAGAAUCUGAUGUCGGUGAUCAUAAUAGUCUGUCCAAGAGGAAUCAGGAAGAUCAAAGUGGUCAGACCAACAAGAAGAGCUCAAGAGUCUCCAAUGAAGGAGGACGUACUGAGCAAGAAAUGUCAGGGCAUCAUCUGUCAAGAAAACACCGUGAAGUCAUUUCUUCAGAUGAUGAACAACAAGAAUCUCGUAGAGGAAGAUCUAAAUUGGAACGCUGGACAAGUCAUAAGGAAAGGGAUUUCGGUGUGACUGGCAAGCCAUCAUCUUCCAUGAAGUUCAAAGACAUUGAUAAAGAUAACAAUGGUGCUUCUUCUGGAUCUGGCAAACCCUUGGGUGAAUCUGCCAAAACGGUUGAUGCUGUUGAUAACCAACACAACGCAUCUGCUGAAGGAAAGGAUUACAUGGAUAUGGACAGUAAAGAUGCUGAUCCGAAGGGAUCAGGGGAUCGGCACAUUGAUACAGUUGAGAAGUUGAAGAAACGCAGUGAGCGGUUCAAGCUUCCAAUGCCGAGUGAGAAAGAGGCUCUGACUAUAAAAAAGCUGGAGAGUGAACCAUUGCCUUCUGCCAAAAGUGAAAAUCUCGUGGAUUCAGAAGUCAAACAAGAGCGACCAGCACGAAAAAGAAGAUGGAUCAGUAACUAGAUGGAAAGAAGUGCGGAAUCUCACCAAAAAUGUACCGAUGCAGUUGGAGAUUUUCUGCUAGGCCUAGUUCUUGCAAGCCUAGAACCCCAGCAAGCCAGCCAUGCAAUAUCUAUAUUGAAGAUGGCAUCUUUAGGGUUUCAGAUGAUUUGUACUUCAGUUAUUAUGUCAUUUUUGUAACCGUGCUUCCAACAUAGACAUCAUACUAUAUGUAUAUACAGGUGAAAACGUAAAAUUGGAACUGGUCACUGUAGGUGGCACAUUUUUCCGGUCUGGGCUGAGGAUUAUGUUGGGAAUUUGACUAAGGGUCGGAUACAAUACAUUCAGAAACCAUUGACAUCGCUGGUGAGGCAUGAGCCUAAAACUGGCCAUCUCUUGUGGCCUGGCAGGUCCGAGGACUCGAGAAAACACAGGAAGCAUCCUGGUUGGCGGAGGACCCUCGUAAGAUGUCAGAGACGACCUGUCUUUUGUUGUAGAUUAUAACCAAAUUCUGAUUACCCUUUUAUUCUUUCCGAUCAUAACAUUGUAGGAUAGUGGCUGUUAAGGGAUAGAGUAGAGAGCCUAUAUAUAGUGAACCAAGGGAAGGGAAUGUAACUGUUCUGGAAUAUGAACAGGUAGUGGAAGAAAGUAACAGCAAAAUUAUUGCCAAAUGCCGAUUAUAAAUCUUUCUUGCCGUAUGGUUUAAGUUUAACAA
This is a messenger RNA of Neltuma alba, 4971 nucleotides long. RefSeq names its product FIP1[V]-like protein. Gene Ontology annotation, molecular function: RNA binding. The transcript has 9 exons. Lineage: Eukaryota; Viridiplantae; Streptophyta; Magnoliopsida; Fabales; Fabaceae. Gene Ontology annotation, biological process: mRNA processing. The record is from RefSeq and is a predicted model, not a curated record. Bases 96 to 4280 code for a protein of 1394 amino acids. Gene Ontology annotation, cellular component: nuclear speck.